AUGUCGGAGUUCACGGUCCGGACGCGGAAGUUUCUGAACAAUCCUUUGCUCGGCCGCAAGCAGUUCGUCUUGGACGUGAUCCAUCCGGGCAUGGCCAACGUCUCCAAGAAAGAUUUGGCCGAAAAGCUGCGAAGCAUGUACAAGGUUCAGGAUGUGAAUUGCAUUCAGCUCUUCUCCUUCAAGACCGCCUUCGGUGGUGGUCGCAGCUCUGGUUUUGGUCUCAUCUAUGAGAACCUGGAGAAGAUGAAGAAGUUUGAGCCGAAGUACCGCUUGAAGCGCGUCGGUGUGGGAGGUGAGAAGAAAGGCCCAGGCCUGGAGGGAAGUUGUUCGCGAUUUUAUCAUCGAAGUCAAUGGUGGAAGUUCUUCAAGGCCAUGGGUUCAUGA
This is a messenger RNA of Cladocopium goreaui, 384 nucleotides long. The record is from the annotation of a GenBank genome assembly. Lineage: Eukaryota; Dinophyceae; Suessiales; Symbiodiniaceae.